GGUGUGUAUUGUUUGAUGGAUUUUUUGGUACGUUAUAAGUAUCAGUCAGGUAACUUUCACAUCGAAUGCUUUCAAUGAUCAAUAGAUUGUGACAAAAGCUUUUCCUUUUAUUUGACCUGCGUGGUAUCUUGCGUGACACUUAAUGAAAAACCAAAAGCUUACAGUGAAGUCGAUUCUGUUGGUCUCUCGGUCCUGCAUUUCUCACACAAAUCAGCUUAGUGUGCAACACAAACAGUUUACUGCUUUUUCCAUGAGAUUGGAAUGGUGAACGAUGAUAGACAGUACUGCAGGCCAAAGCAAAGGCAGAGCUCCUUUGGAAGCCCCACCCACCCAUGGCUUUUGUUGUUGACGUGCAAUUGUCCUGCCCAACUGGUAACUUCAGCUUCACCAGUGCAGUGAUGCUUCAGUGCAAUGACAUGCAUGGUGGUUUUAUGAGUUGCUGUUACUCAUCUUCAUCUUUGUCCAAUGGAGUAUUUGCUGAGAUGUGCUCUCUCUCCAUCAACCUUGAAUCAAGCACUACUGAAUUAGUAGUUAAAGAUGGCAACAAGAACAUUAAUCAUGGGGAAGAGUACUGCAGAGAUGGAGACACCACCACCACCACCAAUGAAGGUUCUCAGGUUAGUGAUUGUGGUCAGUCCAAGCUCUGUGUUAGAGGCCAUUGGAGACCUGCAGAGGACUCCAAGCUCAGAGAGCUGGUCUCCCUUUAUGGCCCUCAGAACUGGAAUCUCAUUGCUGAGAAACUUGAAGGCAGAUCAGGGAAGAGCUGCAGACUUAGAUGGUUCAACCAACUGGAUCCGAGGAUAAACAGGAAAGCAUUCAGUGAAGAAGAAGAGGAGAAGCUAAUGGCAGCUCACAGGUUGUAUGGGAAUAAAUGGGCUAUGAUUGCAAGGCUUUUCCCUGGGAGAACUGACAAUGCAGUGAAGAACCAUUGGCAUGUGAUCAUGGCCAGGAAGUAUAGAGAACAGUCCACUGCUUACAGGAGGAGGAAGCUCAACAGGACCUUAAUGGAAGAAGCUACUACACCACCUUCUCACUUUACUCAUCCCUUCUCUUUCCCUCCUCCUCCUCCCAUUGAUGCAUCUCCUUGCAACUUCUCUUCAGAUCAAGCUCAAGCUCCUUUUGAUUUCCUCUCUGUCUCUUCUGGUUCUAAUGAAAAUAAUAAUAAGAAUAAGAGUACUCAAGAGAAGCCAAGCUUUUACAAGGAUGAACCAUUGAUAGGUUUUUCCCCUCACUCUCCUUUCAUGCUUGCAAUGCAACAGUCAAGCUAUCCACACUAUUAUUCAGACUCCAUUGCAGCAGCAGCAGCAGCUCAAGGUUCUUCAACUAGUGCUGAUCAUUCAUCAUCUUGUGAAGGGAAUAUGUCACCACAUUUCAUAGAUUUUCUUGGAGUAGGUGCCACCUGAAUCAAAGUGAACAUCCAAGAAGAAGUCUUAAUUAUAAUUAAUUUGCUGAACUUUAGCUAUCUGUUAUUCACUCUCUUCUUCUUCUUCUUCUUCUUCUUCUUUUGUAACUUGUCAACUUAACUUUGUUGGAACCAGAAACCUUCAAAGUUGGAAAAUAAAAGAUUCUAGAGUUAGUUAACUAGUUUAGCUACUCACUUAGCUCCUCUUUCUUUCCUAUCUUUGCUCUUAUUUUAGCUGACAAAAACUUACUAAAGCAUAGUGGCAUUAUGUAUUUAGUUAUUUCUUGUCAUGUUUCUAUUUCUGCAUUGGAUCCAUUACUACU
Molecule: messenger RNA, 1725 nt
Organism: Dioscorea cayenensis subsp. rotundata (Guinea yam)
Lineage: Eukaryota; Viridiplantae; Streptophyta; Magnoliopsida; Dioscoreales; Dioscoreaceae
Product: transcription factor CSA-like
Exons: 5
Coding region: 333-1403 (356 amino acids)
Biological process (GO): regulation of DNA-templated transcription
Cellular component (GO): nucleus
Molecular function (GO): RNA polymerase II cis-regulatory region sequence-specific DNA binding; DNA-binding transcription factor activity, RNA polymerase II-specific
Source: RefSeq, a predicted model, not a curated record